Messenger RNA from Cynara cardunculus var. scolymus (artichoke), 2057 nucleotides. Its product is annotated as DELLA protein GAI1-like. The transcript has a single exon. The record is from RefSeq and is a predicted model, not a curated record. Gene Ontology annotation, molecular function: DNA-binding transcription factor activity; sequence-specific DNA binding. Lineage: Eukaryota; Viridiplantae; Streptophyta; Magnoliopsida; Asterales; Asteraceae. Gene Ontology annotation, biological process: response to ethylene; negative regulation of seed germination; response to abscisic acid. Gene Ontology annotation, cellular component: nucleus. Bases 133 to 1800 code for a protein of 555 amino acids.
UGGUGUGCGUUUCUCUGACCACCACAAAAGGACUCUCACUAGUCAAUAACCUCACCCAAUCCCUCCCCUCAAUGCUCAGAUUCUUCCCCAAUUCACAAUUUCAAUACCCUUAAUCCCAAUUCCCAAUCAACCAUGAAACGAAAUCAUAUCAUAACCUCUGAUGUCACCGGAAAAGCUAAGAAGACUAUGUGGGAUGAAGAAGAUGCCGGCGUUGAUGAACUCUUGGCUGUAUUGGGUUACAAGGUUAAGUCGUCUGAUAUGGUUGACGUUGCUCAGAAGAUUGAGCAUCUCGAAGGAGUUUUGGGGAACGAUGAUGGCUUAUCGCUGCUUGCUUCGGAUUCCGUUCAUUAUAAUCCAUCUGACUUAUCGUCCUGGCUUGAGUCUAUGAUUUCUGAGCUUAAUCCCACCACUCAACCACCCAUUAUCGACGAUUCCUUCAUGAAUAUUGCAAACACAGCCAUCGCCGCCGGUAACCCACCGCCGUCUGAGGUGGAUUCGACCUCUGCCUUCGUUGACGAUCUACAAGCUAUCCCGGGAAACGCGAUUUACCCUCCGACGAAGAAAGUAAAGUCUUCUUCUUCAUCGGCCGGAGCGUCAGCAUCGUCGUCUUACAACCCGAACCCGAACCCGAAUCCGGUGGUCAUCGUGGAUUCCCAAGAAAACGGGAUCCGGCUUGUUCACACGUUAAUGGCGUGCGCCGAAGCCGUCCAACAAGAGAAUCUUGCACUCGCUGAAAAUCUGGUGAAACAAGCCGGGAUGUUAGCCGUCUCUCAGGCCGGUGCCAUGAGGAAAGUCGCUACUUAUUUCGUCGAAGCUCUUGCCCGGAGAAUUUACCGGUUAUCCCCAAAACCCCCACAGGACUCGCCGGCGUUUCAAGAUCUCCUUCAGAUGCAUUUUUACGAGACCUGUCCGUACCUAAAAUUUGCACACUUCACGGCUAACCAAGCCAUAUUAGAAGCUUUUGCAGGGAAGAAGAAGGUUCACGUGAUUGAUUUCAGUAUGAAACAAGGUAUGCAGUGGCCGGCGUUAAUGCAAGCUUUGGCUCUAAGACCCGGCGGCCCACCGACGUUUCGAUUAACCGGAAUCGGACCGCCAUCCGGUGAUAACACGGAUCACUUACAGGAAGUGGGUUGGAAAUUGGCUCAAUUAGCUGAUACAAUUCAUGUGGAAUUCGAAUAUAGGGGUUUUGUAGCCGAAAGCUUGGCUGAUCUUGAGCCGGCGAUGCUUGAUUUGAGAGAAGAUGAAGUGGUCGCCGUUAACUCGGUUUUUGAGCUUCAUCAGUUGUUGGCGAGGCCAGGGGCGGUGGAGAAGGUUUUGUCGGCGGUGAAGGAGAUGAAGCCGGAGAUUUUAACGGUGGUGGAACAGGAAGCUAAUCACAACGGGUUGGUUUUCUUGGAGAGGUUUACUGAGUCAUUGCAUUACUACUCGACCCUUUUUGACUCUCUUGAGAGCAGUGGCAACGGCGGCGGAGGGGUGGACGGUGGUGCUAUCUCGCCGGCGAGUAACCAAGAUAAAAUCAUGUCGGAGGUGUAUUUAGGAAAACAGAUCUGUAACGUGGUUGCAUGCGAAGGACCGGACCGAGUCGAACGGCACGAGACGUUGACUCAGUGGAAAUCCCGACUGGACUCGGCCGGGUUUGAGGCGGUUCAUCUGGGUUCCAACGCGUUCAAGCAAGCCAGCAUGUUGUUGGCUCUGUUCGCCGGCGGCGACGGGUACAGAGUCGAAGAAAACAACGGUUGUUUGAUGCUGGGUUGGCACACUCGGUCACUCAUCACCACCUCGGCAUGGAAAAUCCGAUGAACCCGGCCGAGUUGACUCAAGGAUGGCGUGCUAACUCAGUACUUGAAAGAAAUAAAGAAAUUUGAAGUGGGGCCACCUUAUGAUUUUUCUUUCUUUUUUAGUUUUUCACCAAAGUGGUUUUUAAGGUUUAACUUUUUUCACUUUUGGGAAAUGGAGGGGUUAAAUUGUCCAUUAGUUGAAACUGGAGGGGUGGGAGUGGCAUAUUGUACUUUUUUGGUGGGGUUGAAUGAGAUAGGAUGAAAAGGAAAUUUAAAAAA